GUUACCCUGAUCCAAACCACAAAUGUCUACAAAGGUGAUGACCUUUCAGUUGAAGAUCUCCCAAACAGUGCACCACUCCUUACAUUUACAGCACCAAUAGAAAAGAAUCAUAUUGUAAUGAUUGUUUCGUACACAAAUGAAAAUGGACACUAUGAUACAUUAAAGAACUAUUCAAACAAGGCCAUUUUUUCAACGGUCGGAAUACCAAAAAUCAGCAAAAAUAAACUACAUCACUUGAUUUCAUCAGAAAUCAAAUGGAAUGUACACCAAACAGAUCCACAACCUUCAUCUAACGAUACU
Messenger RNA from Entrophospora candida, 300 nucleotides. Lineage: Eukaryota; Fungi; Glomeromycota; Glomeromycetes; Entrophosporales; Entrophosporaceae. The record is from the annotation of a GenBank genome assembly.